UGUCUCCACCGCAGAGGCAGACAGCUGAGGAUGAGCCUCAGGGGGAUAUUUAAAGCUCUGGGAAAGCGGAAGCCUGGUCUGCUGUGUUAUCAUCAGCUGAGAACUGUUAGCUAGCACAGCGCCGAAUAGCAUAUCACUGGCUAGCGCGUGGCACUUUAUUCAGCGCUGUUUCCUCACACAUUCAGCAAAAAAUGAAACGAGAAUGAAACACGAGGUUGUUCGGGUGGUAUUGCCUGCAGCAGUGAAACGUCUUAAGAAGAAGACACGGGAAACUAACUCCUCCCAACCUGUGGAGAGCAGAGUUUGUGCUUCCUGCUCCUGAAGUCUUCCGUCGCCCCUGACCCUUUUAUAGCCUCACCUCCACUGUAACCAUGACGACAGGGGGGUGUUGCCACCUGCCUGGCUCUCUGUGUGACUGUGCGGGCAGCACUGGCCUGUGGAAGAGCGUGGAGGAAGCAGGUGGUGACGGGUGCCAAGCGCUCUACGUCACCCAGGUCACCGCCAUGGAUGGACGGUUGCUCUCCUCUGUGCUCAAACCCAUGAGCGUGCAAAGUGAUGGUCCCAUCUGCCGUAUUUGCCACGAAGGAGGCAGCAGCGAGGGUCUCCUGUCUCCGUGCAACUGCGCAGGCACCUUGGGCACGGUGCACAGGAGCUGCUUGGAGAAGUGGCUGUCGUCCUCCAACACCAGCUACUGUGAGCUCUGCCACGCUGAGUUCAGCAUCGAGCGCCGGCCGAGGGCUCUCACAGAGGUAACAAAGUGGCUGCAGGACCCCGGCCCUCGUAAUGAGAAGAGGACGCUGUUCUGUGACAUGGUGUGCUUUCUCUUCAUCACGCCCCUAGCAGCCAUUUCGGGCUGGUUGUGCCUGAGGGGCGCUCAGGACCACCUUCAACUGGGGAGCUGGCUGCAGGCCGUGGGCCUCAUCGCCCUCACCAUCGCCCUCUUCACCAUCUAUGUUCUGUGGACCCUGGUAUCUUUCCGCUACCACUGUCAGCUGUACUCUGAGUGGAGAAGAACAAACCAGAAAGUGCGUCUGCUCAUUCCUGAAGCCAAGGAGUCUAACUCUUCCCAGCAUUCCUUGCUUUCUACCAAACUGAUGAAGAAGUCUGCCAAUGAGAGUAUAGUAUGAGACCAAAUGGAGACGCUUGGUGAUCAUGGUGUCUUUUCUGUGCAAGGGGCUGAAUGUCACCUGCCAACAAGCCUUUAAAGAAGCACUUGUGGGCUUUUUUUGUUGUUGCUUUUCACACAAAAAAUGUCUUUGCCCCAUCAGAACUUGCAUCACAUUACUUUUUAAAAGAAAAAUGCCCUCCUGUGGGUGCAGAAAUCAGCACAUUUAAAUGGAGUCUGGGUGACCAAGCUUAUGCAAAGGCACUGAGGAACGGAGCCGCACAUGGCAAUGUGCAGAGACAUGGGACAUCGUCAUGGACAUAACAUGAAUAAGACAUGACCAAACUAACUUGUUUAGUGGACUGUGAAAUGUUUUAUUGUUUUUCGGCUUGGUUUCAACAAACCCAUCGAUGGUCCACAGAUGACUGCGGAGUGUAGCAGCUCCAUUCAAUGUUGUGCUGCAAUGAUGAAAGUGUAUACUGCUCUAUACAGUACAUGUCAUACCUUGGCAUGCCCUUACCUACAUAGGCCUUGCAUUCUUUUAAAACGUUGCCCCUUGGGGAGCGCUUUCAAGCGAUUGUGUGAUGCCAUAUUAAUCUGG
Messenger RNA from Etheostoma spectabile (orangethroat darter), 1706 nucleotides. RefSeq names its product membrane-associated ring finger (C3HC4) 2 (gene marchf2). The transcript has 5 exons. Gene Ontology annotation, molecular function: zinc ion binding; ubiquitin-protein transferase activity. NCBI's taxonomy places the organism in Eukaryota, Metazoa, Chordata, Actinopteri, Perciformes, Percidae. Bases 372 to 1127 code for a protein of 251 amino acids. The record is from RefSeq and is a predicted model, not a curated record. Gene Ontology annotation, biological process: protein ubiquitination.